AUGAGGAGAUUUGUCUACUGCAAGGUGGUUCUGGCCACUUCGCUCAUGUGGGUGCUGGUGGAUGUCUUUUUGCUUCUCUACUUCAGUGAAUGUAAUAAAUGUGAUGACAAGAAGGAGAGGUCUCUGCUGCCUGCUCUGAGGGCUGUUAUUUCUCGAAACCAAGAUGGACCUGGAGAGAUGGGCAAGGCUGUGCUCAUCCCAAAGGAUGACCAGGAGAAGAUGAAGGAGCUGUUCAAGAUCAACCAGUUUAACCUGAUGGCCAGUGACCUGAUUGCCCUGAACAGAAGUUUGCCUGAUGUGAGGUUAGAUGGGUGCAAGACCAAGGUGUACCCUGACGAGCUGCCCAACACCAGCGUGGUCAUCGUGUUCCACAACGAGGCCUGGAGCACUCUGCUGCGCACCAUCUACAGCGUCAUCAACCGCUCCCCGCACCGCCUGCUCGCCGAAAUCAUCCUGGUGGACGAUGCCAGCGAGAGAGAGUUUCUGAAGGCCUCUUUAGAGAACUACGUGAAGAACCUGGAAGUGUCCAUCAAGAUCAUCCGGAUGGAGCAGCGGUCGGGGCUGAUCCGGGCGCGGCUGCGGGGGGCUGCGGCCUCCAAGGGGCAGGUGAUCACCUUCCUGGAUGCCCACUGUGAGUGCACCCUGGGCUGGCUGGAGCCACUGCUGGCUCGCAUCAAGGAGGACAGGAAAACUGUUGUCUGCCCAAUCAUUGAUGUGAUCAGUGAUGACACCUUCGAGUACAUGGCUGGAUCUGAUAUGACUUACGGAGGCUUCAACUGGAAACUCAACUUCCGCUGGUACCCAGUUCCUCAGAGAGAGAUGGACAGGAGGAAAGGAGACAGGACCUUGCCUGUCAGGACCCCAACUAUGGCUGGUGGCCUAUUUUCUAUUGACAGAAACUACUUUGAAGAGAUAGGAACUUACGAUGCAGGAAUGGAUAUCUGGGGUGGAGAGAAUCUUGAAAUGUCUUUUAGGAUCUGGCAGUGUGGUGGCUCCCUGGAGAUCGUCACCUGCUCCCACGUUGGCCACGUGUUCCGGAAGGCAACCCCUUACACCUUCCCUGGUGGGACAGGACAUGUCAUCAACAAGAACAACAGGAGGCUGGCAGAGGUCUGGAUGGAUGAGUUUAAGGACUUCUUCUAUAUAAUAUCCCCAGGUGUGGUGAAGGUGGAUUAUGGUGAUGUGUCUGUCAGAAAGGCACUGAGAGAGAACCUGAAGUGCAAACCCUUCUCAUGGUACUUGGAAAACAUCUACCCAGACUCCCAGAUCCCACGGCGCUACUACUCCCUUGGUGAGAUCAGGAAUGUUGAGACCAACCAGUGCUUGGACAACAUGGGCCGCAAGGAGAAUGAAAAAGUGGGAAUCUUCAACUGCCAUGGCAUGGGAGGAAACCAGGUGUUCUCCUACACCGCUGACAAGGAGCUCCGCACCGAUGACCUGUGCCUGGACGUCUCGCGGCUCAACGGCCCUGUGGUCAUGCUGAAGUGCCACCACAUGAGGGGCAACCAGCUCUGGGAGUACGAUGCUGAGACCCACACCUUUCUCCACAUCAUCACCCAGUCAUGCCUGACCAUCAGCAGGAUAGAGGAUGGCACCCAUGGGCCCACCGUGGAGGCUUGCAAUGGCAGCCCCUUGCAGAGCUGGAUGCUGAGGAACUACAGCAGGCUGGAGGUCUUUAGAAAGAUUUUUUACAGCCCCACUGACUAUUUCCUUUAA
Messenger RNA from Indicator indicator, 1716 nucleotides. It is a transcript of the gene GALNT13, whose product is annotated as polypeptide N-acetylgalactosaminyltransferase 13. Gene Ontology annotation, cellular component: Golgi apparatus. The transcript is spliced from 11 exons. The record is from RefSeq and is a predicted model, not a curated record. Lineage: Eukaryota; Metazoa; Chordata; Aves; Piciformes; Indicatoridae. Bases 1 to 1716 code for a protein of 571 amino acids.